AUGGCCACCUCGAAUAGUCAGGGUCCUGCGGGGGACCUUGCCCUCGAGAUCCUCGCCGCGCUUGACAGCAAGGGACAGCCCCUCCUGACCGCCGAUGCCUUCCCCGAUGCGAAAUUCGUCGAGGUGAAGAGCGCGCUCGACAGGCUGGGAUCGAGGUCCAUGAUCACAUACAAGACUAUCGAGCGAGACGAGUACACCCUAGAGCCCGAGGCGGAGCAGAUCGCCGCCAACGGCAGUCAUGAGGCCCGCGUCUUUGAGGCCCUGCGCCAGGCCGUGGAGGGUCUUUCGGUCGCAGAGUUGGAGGAGGCCGUCGGCGACAAGUCUGUGACCAAGCUUGGUCAGGGUAAGGCGUUCAAGGAGAAGUGGAUAUCAAAGUCCAAGGACGGCAAGAAGCUCAUGGCUGUGGCCGAAUCCAUCAAAGACACAACACGCGAGCAGCUGCUUGAGAUCCAGUCAACACACACACAUCCCGACGCCAAGGUCCUCACCGAGCUCAAGAAGCGCAAGCUCAUCAAGCCCCAAAAGGUAAUUAGCUUCGAGGUCUCCAAGGGCGACAAGUUUGCUCUCGAGAUAGCAAAGGAGGAGACGGACCUGACGGCCGACAUGCUGGCCUCGGGAGCCUGGAAGACGGCAACCUUCAAGCCGUACAACUUUGACGCCCUCGGUGCCGCCCAGGAUGCCGGCGCCCUGCACCCCCUGAGCAAGGUCCGGUCCGAAUUCCGCCAGAUCUUCUUCGAGAUGGGCUUCGAGGAGAUGCCCACCGACAAGUACGUCGAGUCGGGCUUCUGGAACUUUGACGCCCUGUUCGUGCCCCAGCAGCACCCGGCCCGCGACCUCCAGGACACCUUUUACAUUUCGGACCCCAAGGCCGCCGCCCCUCCCAAGGCUAGGGACGCCGACGACAAGAGCAACUACGACGAGUACUGGCAGAACGUGAGGCAGGUGCACGAGACGGGCAAGUUCGGCUCAAUAGGAUACCGCUACCCGUGGUCGCCGGACGAGUCGCUUAGGCUGGUCCUGCGCACGCACACGACGGCCAUCUCCACGGCGAUGCUGCACAAGCUGGCCAGCCAAAAGGGACCCGACGGCAGGCCGCCGCCGGCGCGCUACUUUUCCAUCGACCGCGUGUUCCGUAACGAGACGGUCGACGCCACCCAUUUGGCCGAGUUCCAUCAGGUCGAAGGUGUCAUUGCCGACUACGGCCUGACGCUCGGCGGGCUGAUGGAGUUCAUGGAUAUCUUCUUCGGAAAGAUGGGCCUGACUGGCCUGCAGUACAAGCCCGCCUACAACCCCUACACCGAGCCCAGCAUGGAGAUCUUUGCCUACCACCAGGGACUGGGCAAGCUGGUCGAGAUUGGAAACAGUGGAAUGUUCAGGCCCGAGAUGCUCGAGUCCAUGGGCCUACCGCGCGACAUGAGGGUGUACGGUUGGGGUCUUAGUCUGGAGAGGCCGACCAUGAUCAAGUACGCCAUUUCCAAUAUUAGGGAGCUGCUGGGUCACAAGGUUGAUUUGAACUUUAUUGCAACAAACCCGGCCGUGAGGUUGGAUAAGGAUUGA
This is a messenger RNA of Pyricularia oryzae 70-15, 1557 nucleotides long. RefSeq names its product phenylalanyl-tRNA synthetase subunit alpha. The transcript has 2 exons. Gene Ontology annotation, cellular component: phenylalanine-tRNA ligase complex; cytoplasm; cytosol. Bases 1 to 1557 code for a protein of 518 amino acids. Gene Ontology annotation, biological process: phenylalanyl-tRNA aminoacylation. Lineage: Eukaryota; Fungi; Ascomycota; Sordariomycetes; Magnaporthales; Pyriculariaceae. Gene Ontology annotation, molecular function: phenylalanine-tRNA ligase activity; ATP binding; tRNA binding. The record is from RefSeq and is a predicted model, not a curated record.